AUGGAAGGAUUAACUGGAGAUGAUAUUUACCACUGGUGUCAGAGGAAGGGGGUAAACCCCCAAAAGUGUAUUGGAGUAGGAGGAGAGUUAACGGAAACUUCGGAUGACACUGUGUUAAGAAAAGUGAGUACCCUGUACGGAGUAAUAAGACCAAAUAUAGUGGACAACUGGGAUGACGAAGCAGGAAGAAAGAUUGCUGUCUUGGUUGAAACGGAUAAAGAAUUGGAUGUGAAUUUGAUACCAUUAAUGAUAAUAGCUGAUGAAGAAACAGGAAGAAGAUGGUCCAUAAUUGGUCCUAAUAUCAGAGAAGAAAAUAUCACCAGUAUACCCAUCUCGGCCGUGAUCUCACCAGAGGGAGUAGACAAAGGAGAAGCUAGUGGAAAUGGACACACUGCUACAAAUGUAAAUGGUGGACAAUUCGAAACCAUGGUAGAUAGGGUGGUCUCCCAACUUGAGAGAUGGCAUUAUGAAGGGAGUUAUCGGAGGUUGAGGAUCUUUUCUGGUAUUGUACCCGUACCCGCCGGAGAAGAACCGUAUGAAUCAUGGAAAGAAGCCGCCGUUCAACAAGCAGAGGAAUGGCAAUGUCCUGAUAAAAUAAAGAGACAACGAGUGGUGGAGAGUCUACGAGGCCCAGCCAUGGGGAUAAUACAAGCAGCCAGGAGAAGUAAUCCAAAUGCCAAUCUGGAGACCUACCUCGAGGCCUUGGAUUAUGCGUAUGGUACUAUGGAAGAUGUAGGGGAUCUGUUAUCCAGAUUACACCACACGUUUCAAGAGCCUAGUGAGAAACUUAGCGCUUAUGUUAUAAGAAUAGAUAAACUACUGUAUAAGAUAGUGGAAAAAAAAGGGAUCACUCGAGAUGAAGUAGAUAAAAGUCGCAUGAGACAGGUAUUACGGGGUGCUUUAACAACUGAUCCUGUAGCACAGAAGUUGAGGUGUUCUGAGAAAAAAGAACCACCACCCGGAUUUAACGAGAUAUUAAAAGACAUCAAACAAGAAGAAGUACUGAUUGAGAUGAGGGAAAAGACGGUAAAAAAGGUUAAGGUAGUACAAACUGUGACUGAGACUUCCCCAUUAGAGGAGAAAAUAUUAAAAUUAAUGGAAGAACAGAACAAAAGAAUAGAGCAAUUCAUUGAAAAUCAAAGUAUCAAUAACCUUUCCCAGAGUACUCCAUCUAGUGAUUCAACACGGGGUGGGGGAAGAAGGGGCACUUUCAAUAGCAGGGGCUGUUUUAGGUGUGGGAGGAUUGGCCAUCGAGCCUUUGAGUGUAACCUGAAUCGGAACUCGCCUCGGAGGUAUGUUACUCCCUCUCUGAACACCGAUGGUGAAGACCAAGAUCGGGGAAACGGACAAGGGAGGCCCGUGAAUCCCCAACAGGUCUCCUAG
Molecule: messenger RNA, 1383 nt
Organism: Pseudophryne corroboree (corroboree frog)
Lineage: Eukaryota; Metazoa; Chordata; Amphibia; Anura; Myobatrachidae
Product: paraneoplastic antigen Ma2 homolog
Exons: 1
Coding region: 1-1383 (460 amino acids)
Molecular function (GO): nucleic acid binding; zinc ion binding
Source: RefSeq, a predicted model, not a curated record